This is a messenger RNA of Sarcophilus harrisii (Tasmanian devil), 497 nucleotides long. Its product is annotated as histone H2A type 3. NCBI's taxonomy places the organism in Eukaryota, Metazoa, Chordata, Mammalia, Dasyuromorphia, Dasyuridae. Gene Ontology annotation, cellular component: nucleosome. Gene Ontology annotation, molecular function: DNA binding; protein heterodimerization activity; structural constituent of chromatin. The record is from RefSeq and is a predicted model, not a curated record. The transcript has a single exon. Bases 67 to 459 code for a protein of 130 amino acids.
UGGAAAGAGAGCAGAGCGUAGCUCGUUUUUUUUUUUCUCCUGCUAAAAGUAACUUGUCUUUUGGUCAUGUCGGGACGCGGAAAGCAGGGAGGCAAAGCCCGCGCUAAGGCAAAGUCUCGUUCGUCUCGGGCAGGUCUCCAGUUUCCCGUGGGUCGGGUGCACCGUUUGCUCCGCAAGGGCAACUACUCGGAGCGAGUGGGUGCGGGGGCUCCGGUUUACUUAGCUGCCGUUCUGGAAUACCUGACAGCUGAGAUCCUGGAGCUGGCUGGUAACGCGGCCCGUGACAACAAGAAGACGCGUAUCAUUCCGCGGCAUCUUCAGCUGGCCAUCCGCAACGACGAAGAGCUUAACAAAUUGCUGGGCAAAGUGACCAUCGCUCAGGGCGGCGUUCUGCCCAACAUUCAGGCGGUGCUGUUGCCCAAGAAGACCGAGAGUCAUCACAAGGCCAAGGGCAAGUGAAAGGGAUCACCUGAGCCGCCACCCCAAGCAAAGGCUCU